AUGGCUGACGGCGCGGAGUUCGAAACGAUGUUUGAAGCUGAUGGAGAGGCAGGUCAAGCCGAGGCUGGAGCCCUGCUGCCGCUGCCUCCAACUCCGCAUCCAGAGCAGAGGCCGGAAGUCAAUGCGACGGCGAAGUCGAAGAAGCGCAAGCAGCGUGCGGGGUUUCUGGCGCCCCGGAUGCGACGAAUGAACCAGAGGUUCGAGCAGAAAUGUAGGAAGGUGUUGGACCGCAUAUACGGCCAAGCCAAAACUCAAGGCGAAACCACAUGGUUGGCCGAGCAGAAAGCAGACGAUGCCAAAGUAAAGAAGAUGCUAGACCACUACCGCAAGAUCAUCGCCAGCGCGGAGGACACCAAGAAGGCUCGGUUCAUGGUCGCGCAGUACACGGAGGUCUACAAGACUGAGCAGGGCGUCGAGAACAUCGACGCGGGCAAGAUGAUGUGGGAGGACAAGGCCAUCGAUUAUUGGAAGACUACCCCGGGUGGUGCCCUUGGGGCCGACGAGGCCAAGGCAAAAUGGGAUGACAUGGCAGCGAACUACAAGGAGAGGAAGAUGUCCAUGGACAUGGGCGGACCGAACCCCAAGAAACCCAUGCAAUUGCGGGUGUUCAUGGGGAAGCAUGUCAACUUCAAGAAUGCUGCGACGAUUGAGAAGCAUAUCGAGAGGGCCGAGGCAUCGAUCAAGAACCGACUGAGGAAAAGUGGGACAAUGGGUACAGGCGCGAGCAGCUCCGAAAUGCAGAACGUCGCCAUCGGAAUGGUUUCUUCUGGCUCGGGCCAGGCGUUCAGCCAAGUGGGCAUGCAACUCCCAGACGUCACCGUCCUGGGCCGUCGCGACGACGAUGAAGAUGCUGACUUCAAGGAGGACCCCAUGGACGCAGCUGCUGGCAACAAGGGCGGCAAGGGCGGUAACAAACGCCCACGUGGAGGCACCGGCGGCCGCGACGAGGUUGAACCGAAGACGGCCAGGGCGGUUGUUGGGAAGCCGAAGGCGAAGUGGGUCGACAUCGCCGGCGAAGUCAAUGCGGCUCGUCGGACCUUGAGGACCCAGAUGAAUACGGCCCAGUCCUCGACGAAUGAUCUCCACAGCAAGCUCAAGGCGUCCAACGAUGACAUCAACAGCAUGGACGAAGCCAAGAAGAAGUUGUUCAGAGGCGUGUUGGCGUUGGCACAAGUGCGGUUUCAGGCCAUCGGACACGCUCAACCUGCUCCUGGACCUCAGGCCAGCCCGGAGAAGGCUGCUGCUGACGGGGCGAGCUCCGAGCUGGCGAGCCAGCAGCUCGGCCAGAUGCCACCUUGCGGCAGUCAAAACUUCGUCGACGAGCUGGACGGGGCUUCAUCGAUCGAUGGCAUCAAAGAGAUAACCAACAUAUUUCAGACGAACAAGGCUCCGACCACUGAUUUGAUCAACUGCUGCAACAAGGCGCUGAACGACAUCGCCAGAGCGAAGAAGACGAUCGAUAAAAAGAGUUCAAUGGCCUCGCAGCAAGCAGCUGUUCCAGUAAAGCUGGAAUCAGCGACCGUGGAGCUGUUCGAGAUAGCCCCGCAGAUCGGUCAGGAGAUCACUGCUUUCCCAGUGGCUGCGGAUGGUGUCGACUUUUCUGCGCCCUUCAUCGUCGGAGUCAGCCAGAACAAGGAGGCCUUUGAGAAGAUCGACGUCGUGACCGCGCAGAUCACUCAUUUCACGAAGCUGGUCGCGAAGUUCGAGCAGAAAAUCAGGAAGGAGAAGGAUGGCCGCACGUCUUGCAAGGUGCCUGAGAGCGCGCAGUCGUCUGUGCGCGAGUACGCCAAGACCUGCAUCAAGGACAUCAUCGUGGACUCUGCUGCGCCAGAGAAGGUGCGGGGUGGCAUGGCCCCGAAUAUCUUCGCCGUCAUGUUUGGGGUGGGCAGCUUCGGCACCGAGAAGGAGUUCCUGCCAAGUCUUCGCUUCGGCAUCUCGGGCGCGCGCAAGAUCGCGGUGACCGAGCUGCCUACUCUGGCCGCCUUCAUGGAAAGCCAGAAGGUGGACAUCGCGAAGUUACAGAUGCCAGACUUCAACAGCUACCGGAGGGGCUUCAUCUUCGCCGUGCGCGUGGCAGGCCAGGCCUCUCUCGGUUUCCGCGCGGGCGCCGCCGACCCCGACGACAAGGGGGUGGAGCGGCUCAAGAAGAUUAAAGUUUCGAAGGAGAAGGCAGGCAAGGACGCGUCGUGCCAGAAUGAGUGGAUCACGGCCCUGACGCCUCAGGACGAGUUGGCAGGAGGCAUCUGCCAGGGCCUGGGGUCAGAUCGCACGCUCGAGAGGCAGCGCUACUUCCCGCCGCGCGUGGCCGUGCCGGCCGCCUCCAGCCCGCGGUCGCCGGGCGGGCCGCCGGCUCGACCGCAGCGCGCCGACGCGGCCGCGCGCGGGGGCGGCCAGCCGGAGCCGGAGGCCUUGGCGCUGGCGCCUCCGAGCUCGCUUCUGGUGGCGCAGGCGCCCGUGGCCGAACGCGUGGUGCGGUCGCUGAAGACGGUCCGCUGGCGCGGGCGGCGGCGCGCUUCCAGCGGGCCGUACGAGGCCGCCACCUCGGACUGCGCCGUCUGCCUGGAGGCGUUUGCUGAAGGCGAGCUGCUGCCGCAGCUGCCGGCCUGCAGACACUUGUUCCACCGCGGUUGCCUGGAACCGUGGCUGGCGCGGCGCGGCAGUUGCCCCCGCUGCCGCGCGCCGGUGGACGCCGCCCUGGACGCAGCGCAGCAGGCGGCCGAGGACGGAGCGCGCGCGCUGGCGGCCGAGUGA
This is a messenger RNA of Prorocentrum cordatum, 2751 nucleotides long. The record is from the annotation of a GenBank genome assembly. NCBI's taxonomy places the organism in Eukaryota, Dinophyceae, Prorocentrales, Prorocentraceae.